This is a messenger RNA of Tribolium madens (black flour beetle), 603 nucleotides long. It is a transcript of the gene mRpL42, whose product is annotated as 39S ribosomal protein L42, mitochondrial. NCBI's taxonomy places the organism in Eukaryota, Metazoa, Arthropoda, Insecta, Coleoptera, Tenebrionidae. Bases 192 to 554 code for a protein of 120 amino acids. The transcript is spliced from 2 exons. The record is from RefSeq and is a predicted model, not a curated record. Gene Ontology annotation, cellular component: mitochondrial large ribosomal subunit.
UACAAUGUUUAACAAUUUAAACUUACGUAACUAGAAAUCUAAAUGUUUUUUUUCGUACUAACGCGCACUCGGUACAAAAAUUGAAUAUUCUGAAUUUCGGUUGUAAAAACAAGAACAUAGGAGGAAUAAAAGGCCAAGAAGUAAAUGAAAUUUUUAAUAAUACGAAAUAGCAGAUUAACAUUAAAUUUAAAAUGAGUUUGAGGUUAUGUCAGCCCCAACUUGUCAGCACUCUGGCAAAAAGACUCUUUUCUGCUAAAUUCCCGGACCACAAGAUUGUCUUAACUGACGACGAAAGCACGUACGUGGCUUGGCACCCAAAACAAGACUUCCCGUACGAAUGCACUCAACCAUUACCUGAGACCCAACUAGAAGACACUUCGUCUGUCCUCAAAACGCAACUAACCCCCCAAAUUAAGGAAGUGUUUAAUAAAAAGACCCCUGACCAGGCCCGGCAAGAACUAAUGGACAUUACUCACACACCCAAACACCGCUGGUUCCCACGUGCUCGCGACAAACGGGCAAAAAAGACUCCAAUGGACCGCGAAUAUUUGUAAUUUUAUAGAAUUAAAUACAAAAUUGUAAUAAAUUAGUUUGUUAGAGCUA